UAGCAGAAAUACAUGACUAAGACCCUAAAGACAGGAAAUAAAAUGAGGAUGGAUAUCUAGUGUACUUUCUGGAAUCCCAAAUUACAGGCCAACCAGUCCAGACGCCGAUUGGAUAAAGUGAGUAAACCUGCACUUGAUUGGACGUCCUUGUGAGUAACAUUCAAGCCUAUUGGCCUACGGAUGUGCACCCAAUGAAUCCAGCCCGUAUCGACGCUUUGCCUGCUUUUCUUCAGUACAACACUAUCUUUGGCAUAAAUUACAUGCGUGUAAGCAUACACUACAUUCGUGAAAAAAUGGCAGCAGACGAAUAGAGAAAAGUGGAUCUUCAGUCGAAAAAGGACGGCACUUGAUCAAACUACCCAGACUGAAAAGGCAUUCUGGAUCAUCAUACUGCAACGUGAUUGUCUUCAAAGUGUCACCAUUGGUCAUCAGUCGCCAUGGGAAAAACACAGCUAAAAGAUCAGAAAGAUGCCAAAAAAGAGAAGCCAGGAAGAACAGUUUCACCAACAGGUACAACCCCAGGUGCAACAACAAAAGAUGCUUUCAAUUGGGAAGACUAUUUGAAAGAAACAUCAUCUGUACCAGCUCCACCAAAUUGUUUUCGUCAGGCUAGAAUUCCACCCUCCAAUGACUUCAAAGUGGGAAUGAAGCUUGAAGCACAUGACCCACGCAAUUCCACCUCAGUUUGCAUAGCGACGGUGAUGGGUUUGACUGGGGUUCGUCUGCGUCUUCGCCUGGAUGGUAGUGACAACAGUAACGACUUCUGGAGACUGGUAGACUCAUCUGAUAUUCAGCCUAUUGGCACAUGUGAGAAAAAUGGAGACAUGCUGCAGCCACCUCUAGGAUUUCGGAUGAAUGCAUCUUCAUGGCCUAUGUUUCUUCUAAGAACACUAAAUGGCGCAGAGAUGGCACCAGCAACAGCCUUCAAAAAGGAGCCUCCAAGGCCCUCCCAGAACAGCUUUAAGCCAGGCAUGAAGCUGGAAGCUGUGGACAAGAAGAACCCAUACCUCAUCUGCCCUGCCACUAUUGGAGAAGUGAAAGGCGAUGAGGUCUUCAUCAUGUUCGAUGGGUGGAGGGGUGCGUUUGAUUACUGGUGCAAGUACGACUCCAGAGAUAUCUUCCCUGUAGGCUGGUGUUCCCUCACUAAGCAUAGCCUCCAGCCACCAGGCAACAGUGUUACGCUGCCAAAAAACCUACAGAUCCUCCCAGUGUCGCCCUCCAAGCCCAGCAGGCGCUCCAUGCAGUCCCCCUACCGGUUUCCCAACCCUCUGCCCCCUCUGCCUGUCAGGAAGGGUGUAAGAGGUCGUCGGCCCAAGAGCGAGACCCUUGCUUUGCUUAAAGCUGUAGCAGAGGCAGCGGCUCAAAAUGGAUCAGUACCUGAAAGAACCCUGCUCGUACCCCGACCCCACAAAAAAAGAGGCCCUAAACCGGGAAGCAAGAGAAAGUCCAAGCUUCUUCAGAGCCCAGCACACCUGCCCAGCAUCCAGGUUCCACAGGAAAGUCCUCCCAGCCUCAACUCUGUGGUGUCAACAGUGUGUGUGUAUGUGAACAAGCAUGGAAACUGUGGCCCUCACCUAGACAGGAAGCAGAUGCAGCAUCUGCCAGACCACUUUGGCCCAGGUCCAGUGAAUGCUGUGCUCCAGCAGGUAGUCCAGUCUUGUAUAGACUGUGCAUACCAGCCUAAAGUCCUGUUCAGUGCUCUGCAGACUCAUUCAGGAGGAGGAGAGGUUGUCCGAGUGAGAACAGACGGUGGAGUCUGUGUGGUCAAACUACCUUCAGCAUCCAGUGCUUCCUUUGUACUGCGCUUCUUGGAAACUAUGUGUCAUCACCUGCAAUGUGACAACCUGUUCAGCAGCCAACCCUUCAGCCACUACACUGCUUAUGACAGGACCAAAUCAGUAAAGGAAGAGGCGUUGGAUGCGCCAUCUCUGGUACGGGGCAGCAAACGGAGUCUCUCUGGAGUUGCUCCUCCGUAUGCAGCCCCUCUGUCUCCUAAACACUUACGCACUGAAGCUCACCCUUCAGAAGAGACCCUGCCCCAUGAGGACAACAGCCUACUAAAGGAGCAGCGCUACAUGGACUCAGCUUCUAACUCCAUGACACCUCGACCUCAAACAGUGCGGAGCUCCUCAGAGUACCACUCACAGGCCAGCAGCCACUACCAUCCAGGCAACAGCACACCUAUGCGCCGCCUCUCUUCUGCAGAGCUCAGCUCCACACAGCCUCUCCGACGAGUUGAAGCAGCCAGCUCUACCACAGGACCUGAAGCUUUAGCAUCUGAUAGGGAAAGUCUGCAGCUGCCCAGUAAAAACCCCUGCUCUUGGUCCAUAGAAGAGGUGAUGCAGUUUGUGAGGGAUGCUGACCCUACAGCUCUAGCGCCACACGCUGAACUAUUUAGAAAACAUGAAAUCGAUGGAAAAGCCCUGAUGUUGCUUCGAAGUGACAUGAUCAUGAAGUACAUGGGUCUAAAGCUGGGGCCUGCACUCAAGUUAUGCCACCACAUAGAGAGGCUCAAACAAGGCAAACUGUAACAGGAGCCGGGGCGGCGCUGUCUCUGGUAGACCGUGGAGCAAUAAGCCCUCAGGAGGCAGCAUCAGGACACUGGGCUAUUCACGUCGAGGGACUGAAUAGAUGCUACGACUUCAUCCUGACUUCCAGAGUGGAGAAAGUGUGCCGUGCAGUGCUGACACAUUACCUCAUGCCCUCAUCAGUAAACAACAAACUGUUCAAGUCUAACAGACAUAAUUGACUUCAUGAAAUCCCAAAGGAGAAGAAUCCUUGUAGUGUUUAUAUUGAAUAGCACAUGUGCUCUCAUGGACAUGUUUUCUACAGAGUUGAUACCUUUUGAUCCUGGUUUUGGAUCCCCAAAGAUGGAGAAUGUUUCUUCUUAUAUAUUAUUACUGUUGAACUUCCAGUUGGUAAGAGAGAGUUGGUGUACUGGAAAAAUAACAUCUGAUGUUCUUCCCUAUGCUCUUUGGAUGCUCUCAUGUCUCUGCUGUGUAUAGCUGUUUUCGCUCUUCACGUGUUUGCCUAAACGAUGGGUAGAAUGGCCUGCUCAAAGAAUGCUAACGUCAUUGCAUUUCACAUCAUCUACACAAUGCUAGACCACGUUUUUCUUUGCCUAAAAAUUGUCAGCAUCAUACUAGGAGUCAUGUUGUAUUUUGACCUCGCCGUGUCCUGUGUCAGUGGGACGCACAGUACGCUGCCCCUCUGGUCCCCAAACUAUGUGUACUCUAAGCUCUACUCUACGUUACUGUAUAGAUGUAUAAUUUUCAUAGGCAGAUUGUUAAGAAAGUGCAAAUACAACAUUUCUAAGGGCUUCAUGUGUUAUAGUUUAGAAGUAGUUUGAGUCAUAGUCACCUAAGCUCAUUGGUCUGCCUGCAGCAGCAGUGUCGACACAUUUGACCGUUACAAUCACUGUUAGCAACGAAAACAGAUGUGUACAGUUUUAUGGGUUUAACCAUGAAUAUCAGCGACAGAAUGUACAUUUUGUAGAAAUUUUUAAUAUUUUAAGGAAAUCAUAUACCUAAGUUAGAAAUGUGAAGGAAGGUAAGGGGUGAAUAUUUCACAGUGGAUUCCAUCUAUUGUUCUUUUAACACGUAAUGCAGCGCUCUUAGUUCUGAGACUCCCAGUAUUAGACUCUGCCUUGCUUUUUCUUGACAUUUCUCAGGUUUAUGUGGUCUUUGUUAGUACAAGUUUUGUAGCAAACCAUUUAUAAUAUUCUUAACUGAAUUUCCCCCAUUAUUCCCCUCCUCGAUCUUAAGGUCUGUGCCAUACAAUAUUCAACACAGGAUCAAAGUGCUGUUGAUUUCCCUCUUUUGCAUCUUCUACUUGAAACAUAUGUGUUGCAAAAAGUCACUUGUCCCUUAUGUCACAUCAGAUAAACAAUAUGUGUUUAUGAUGUUAUGCAUUUUCUUUUUUAUAAAUGUACAAAAACAAA
This is a messenger RNA of Betta splendens (Siamese fighting fish), 3940 nucleotides long. Its product is annotated as sex comb on midleg-like protein 2. Gene Ontology annotation, biological process: regulation of DNA-templated transcription. NCBI's taxonomy places the organism in Eukaryota, Metazoa, Chordata, Actinopteri, Anabantiformes, Osphronemidae. Gene Ontology annotation, cellular component: nucleus. The coding region runs from base 438 to 2531 and encodes 697 amino acids. Gene Ontology annotation, molecular function: protein binding. The record is from RefSeq and is a predicted model, not a curated record. The transcript has 15 exons.